GUAACGGACAGACCCACACGUUGAGCUACACGGUCGAGUCGAUUGCUUGCUCUUGCUUGAUCGAUUACAAUGCAGCAAAUGCAGCAUCCGCAACCUGCAGCACCACCUGGCCAAUCGUUUGGCUUCACUCUCGAGCAAGUGGCUUGCGUAUGCGAGGUACUGCAGCAAGGACAGAACAUCGACAGACUUGCACGCUUCUUGUGGUCCCUACCGAUCUGUGAGCAGUUGAUGAACAAUGAGAGCGUCCUGAAAGCUAAAUCUCUCGUUGCGUUCCACAAAAACAACUUCAAGGAGUUGUACAACAUCCUGGAAAACAACCAAUUCUCGGUGCACAAUCACACCAAGCUGCAGCAGUUGUGGUUGAAUGCGCACUACAUCGAACAAGAGAGACUGAGAGGCCGUCCACUUGGUGCAGUAGGAAAGUAUCGAGUGAGACGAAAGUUUCCAUUGCCAAGAACGAUCUGGGAUGGAGAAGAGACGAGCUAUUGCUUCAAGGAGAAGUCUCGUGCUAUUCUGAGGGAGUGGUACACACACAAUCCUUACCCGUCUCCACGAGAAAAGCGAGAACUGGCAGAAGGAACAGGAUUGACAGUCACACAAGUGAGCAACUGGUUCAAGAACAGGAGACAGAGAGACCGAGCAGCCGAGCAAAAAGACGGGAAAGAUGGUAAAGGUGAUGGAUCUCCAAGCAAAAGGAAGAGCACUUCAAGAAACGAAGGAAGCGAUAGUGAGAAUGAUGGUCAAGAGGACAGUGGAGAGAGAGAAAUCUUGGCUCCUCUUGGCAAAGCAGCUAAACCAAAAAUUAAGAAACUAGAUGCUUCACCUUCAGAGGCACUGUCUCAUCCAGCAGUCUCACUAUCAGCGAGUUCGAGUCCCAGAGAUAUCAUGUCAAUGCAAUCUAUCAAUGUCAAGCCUGGCCAACAUCUCACACCGAUUCAAGUGUAUAGGACACAAGGAUACCAGCCUCAGACGCCAUACCCAGGCAGUCAAGCCAUGAGUCAUACAGGGUAUCACAACUACUAUGCUGGCGGUUACAGUCAUAUAGCACCAACUCACAGUCCCAACAUGGCGAUGUCGAUGCAGAUGCCACCUCAAUCAGCAGCUUUAGGGCUACAUCAUCCGCAGAUGGGAUUAUUAGCAGCAGGAACCCAGUCUGUUCACCCGUCAACAAUGAACUGCAGUCCUUACCAGACAGUGUUGCCUCAGCCCAUGCAGGGACAGAUGACAAUGAAUGAUUCUAUGAUCGGCAUGUCACAGAUGGGACUUCCAAUGCCAAUGGCUCAUCACAUGACUGACGUGGCUACGUAACUGUUGGUUUGUAUCUUUAAUAAACAAUUGGCUUAGAUUGAUUAGGGAAAGAGCUUAAUUAAACUAACAUUUUGCUCAUGCAGUUUUUAACAUAAAUGUAGUGAUCGAGCAGUGGGUGUAAGCUGUUGGCUGGGUUGCUGGCUGUUUACUUGAAGACUAUACCAAGCAUCUAACUCUAGUGUGGGGAGGUAUUUAGCUAUGAAGAUGUUUGUAAUUCAACAAAAUUUAUAGCAAUAGAAUUAUUCAUAUGUCAACGAUUGAUGCUUUGACAGUU
Molecule: messenger RNA, 1582 nt
Organism: Corticium candelabrum
Lineage: Eukaryota; Metazoa; Porifera; Homoscleromorpha; Homosclerophorida; Plakinidae
Product: homeobox protein six1a-like
Exons: 2
Coding region: 70-1308 (412 amino acids)
Biological process (GO): regulation of transcription by RNA polymerase II
Cellular component (GO): nucleus; transcription regulator complex
Molecular function (GO): RNA polymerase II cis-regulatory region sequence-specific DNA binding; DNA-binding transcription factor activity, RNA polymerase II-specific
Source: RefSeq, a predicted model, not a curated record